CGCGGGUAGGGCACGGGUGUCGCGGUAUAAAAAAAUACUAACAAAAAAAACUGAAUUGGUGUGAUUUUUUUUAUAUUUUUUGAUAUUUGUUGAAUAUCAAGUGACUGAAAUUAAUCAAAAUGAGUGAAGGCCAAACCAACCUGGCUUUCGAGGAAUCGCCUGAAAAAGAUCUGAACAAAACAGAGGCACCUGAAGUGGUAAAGAGCACCCCUGGCAUUGGCUUUGUUCUUGAAAAAGGCGACAAUAACAAUGCAGCGAGAGAAGAAGAAGAAGAGGAGCCCGAGCGAGCCAUGUGGGGCAACCAGAUCGAGUUCCUCAUGUCGUGCAUCGCGACCUCCGUGGGGCUCGGCAACGUGUGGCGCUUCCCCUUCGUGGCCUACCAGAACGGGGGCGGCGCCUUCCUCAUCCCAUACGUCAUUGUGCUGUUCCUCAUCGGCAAGCCCAUGUACUACCUGGAGUGCGCCAUCGGACAGUUCAGCUCGAGGAAUUCUGUGAAGGUCUGGUCGCUGUCUCCGGCUAUGAAAGGCACGGGCUACGCGCAAGCGCUCGGCUGCGGCUACAUCCUGUCCUACUACGUUGCGAUCAUCGCGCUCUGCCUGUUCUACCUGGUGAAGAGCUUCAGCGCGGAGCUGCCGUGGGCCGUGUGCGACCCGGCGUGGGGCGCCACCUGCGUGCCCUCGGGCGCCGGCGGGGGCGCCCCCGUCGCGGGGGGCGUCAGCAGUGCUGAGCUGUACUUCACGAAAACCGUGCUGCAACAAAGUGACGGCAUUGAAGGAGGUCUCGGAGCCCCGAUCUGGUACCUGACGCUGUGUCUGUUCGCGUCGUGGCUGAUCAUCUUCGUCAUCGUGGCUCGCGGCGUGAAGAGCUCCGGGAAAGCCUCCUACUUCCUGGCCCUGUUCCCCUACGUGGUCAUGCUGAUCUUGCUCAUCAGAUCAGCUACGCUCACAGGCGCCGGCGACGGUAUCCUCUUCUUCCUGACUCCGCAAUGGGACAAACUUAUCCAACUUGAUGUGUGGUACGCGGCGGUGACGCAGGUGUUCUUUUCUCUCUCCGUGGGCACGGGAGCCAUCAUCAUGUUCUCCUCCUACAACGGCUUCCGACAGAACAUCUACAGAGACGCCAUGAUCGUGACAACCCUGGACACAUUCACCAGCCUCAUGUCUGGUAUCACGAUCUUCGGUAUCCUGGGCAACCUGGCCUACGAGCUCGGGUAUGAUGACGUGAACAGCGUCAUCGGCUCCGGAGGCACCGGGCUCGCCUUCAUCUCCUACCCUGAUGCUAUCGCCAAGUCACCGUUUGUGCCACAGCUGUUCGCGGUCCUCUUCUUCCUCAUGAUGUCGGUGCUGGGCGUGGGCUCGGCCGUGGCGCUGCUGUCGACCAUCAACACGGUGAUGAUGGACUCGUUCCGGCGCGUGCCCACCGUUGCCAUGUCCGCCAUCUGCUGCAGCGCCGGCUUCCUCAUCGGGCUCGUCUAUGUCACUCCGGGCGGGCAGUACAUCCUGGAGCUGGUGGACUACUACGGGGGCACGUUCCUGGUGCUGUUCGGAGCCAUCGCCGAGAUCGUCGGCGUCUUCUGGAUCUAUGGUCUUCAAAACAUCUGCCUGGACAUCGAGUUCAUGCUGGGCAUCAAGACGUCGGUCUACUGGCGGUUCUGCUGGGGCAUUAUCACGCCGCUCAUGAUGAUCGCUGUCUUCAUCUACGCACUCAUCUCCUUUGAGGCCCUGGUCUUUGGAGAGGACUAUGUUUAUCCUACUGCUGGCUAUGUGGCUGGCUACAUGAUCCUGCUGGUGGGCGUGGCGCUGGUGCCGCUCUUCAUCAUCAUCACCGUCACCAAGUACCGCACCGGGGACUUCCCUGAGACCCUGAAGAAAGCCUUCAGCCCGAAGGCUUCAUGGGGCCCGAGCAGACGCAGCGACAAGCGCGAGUGGCAGGCUUUCAAGGAACAGGCCAAGGCGGAACAAGACAAAGCCUACACCACCAAGCUGAACCAUCUGUGGACCAGUCUCAUUGGAGGGUAUAAGAGGCCUUUCUGAUGAUGGAUUAUGAAUAGUAGAAAUAAUUUUAAAUAGGUAUACACUCACAAGCAAUGAAAAAGUUUCAGUAACAUAUGGAACGUCAAUGGCAGGUGGAACUUUUUCAUUGCUCGUUUAUGUAUUUGUAUGUAGUUAGUGUAAAUAAUUUGUAAUUAGUGGUCACAGUACUUAGAUGUUGUGACAUAGAAAUAUUAUUUAUGGUGAUAAUUGAACGUAUUGUAACUGUAACUAUGGUGCUUAGUCAUAAUUUUAAGUUAGAAUUGUAUUUUGAUUAAAAUGCGGCUGUGACUGUUUAUAUGUAACUACCUAAUUAAUUAUAGAGGAAUUAAGUUUAAAUAACCUGAUUUCUAUCGUAUUUAAUUCAUACCUAGAAUAGCAAUACAACAAACAGCGAAACCAACAACCGAUAGAUUUGUUGGUCUUUAGGACAAUGAAUAGUUUCUAUAAUUUAUAGUAAUUUUAAGUAGGUACUUAGGUAGAUUUUUAUAAAUUUUAUAUACUUAAUACUUAUUUCGUAUUUAUUUAACAGGCAGGUUCAUGUGAUACAUACAAACUAAUUACAUAGGUAGUUACAGAAAUGUAGGUGUUUAAAAUAUUAAAUUAUGAAAUUGCUUUUUCAGAUUACAUUAUACUUAGUAUGGAUUAUUUUAUAUAAAUUUAAAUAGGUAUAGGUAUACUUAAUUAUUACUUAUUAUUACUUACUUAUACAGUCAAAUUUGAAAUGAAGAUAACCGAUGAUUUACUGGAACAAAUGAUACAUAUUUAAUUCUCAAUUGAUUUGAAUAAAAAUAUUUUCAGAGAGCAA
This is a messenger RNA of Plutella xylostella (diamondback moth), 2838 nucleotides long. Its product is annotated as sodium-dependent nutrient amino acid transporter 1. NCBI's taxonomy places the organism in Eukaryota, Metazoa, Arthropoda, Insecta, Lepidoptera, Plutellidae. Gene Ontology annotation, molecular function: amino acid:sodium symporter activity; L-amino acid transmembrane transporter activity. Gene Ontology annotation, cellular component: plasma membrane. The record is from RefSeq and is a predicted model, not a curated record. Gene Ontology annotation, biological process: amino acid import across plasma membrane; nitrogen compound transport; sodium ion transmembrane transport.